Messenger RNA from Notolabrus celidotus (New Zealand spotty), 4750 nucleotides. It is a transcript of the gene pbx1b, whose product is annotated as pre-B-cell leukemia homeobox 1b. The transcript has 9 exons. Bases 519 to 1808 code for a protein of 429 amino acids. Lineage: Eukaryota; Metazoa; Chordata; Actinopteri; Labriformes; Labridae. The record is from RefSeq and is a predicted model, not a curated record. Gene Ontology annotation, biological process: brain development; embryonic organ development; regulation of transcription by RNA polymerase II. Gene Ontology annotation, molecular function: RNA polymerase II cis-regulatory region sequence-specific DNA binding; DNA-binding transcription factor activity, RNA polymerase II-specific. Gene Ontology annotation, cellular component: nucleus.
GUGUUGCUGCUGCCUGCCUGCCUGCCCAGCCUGUACUGUACAUGACAAAAGCAAGAGGAUGGAGUGAGUGAGAUAAAUCCACUCCUCUUAUUUCUCUCAGACACUUUUUUUGUAGGAAGAGGGGGUUUUGGAUCACUGCGCCAUAUUACAAGAACACGGGUCCUAGUUCUUGUUAGUAGUAGAAGGAACCAGCAGCCUAUCUCUUUUUACGCACAGCCUACUCCUGUGAAGGCAGCAGCAGCAGUUCAGAUCAGAUUUCACAUUCAGCUCCGACCAGCUGAGAGAGAGAGAGAGGGAGAGACAGCCAGAGAGAGCAGGAGGGCUCGUAUCUCCGCUUUCUACCACCGAUCCACACUUCAGUUCGCCUGAGAAAGCCUUUGCAAGGAAAAAAAAAUCGGUGCACGGCGCAAACAUUAAAGCACCACUGGGAUUUUUCCCCUCUUUUUUUCCUUUUUAUGUAUUUUUGCAGGAUUUCAGCAGCGAGAGCGCCACACAGAAUUAGAUAGAGAGCAGCAGAGAUGGACGAGCAGCCGAGGUUGAUGCACUCUCACACGGGGGUAGGCAUGGCAGGGCACCCCGGCCUGCCGCAGCACAUGCAGGAAGGCAACGGAGGAACUGACGGCGAUGGGAGAAAACAGGACAUUGGAGACAUUUUACAGCAAAUUAUGACCAUCACGGAUCAAAGUCUGGACGAAGCCCAAGCCAGGAAACACGCACUGAACUGUCACAGAAUGAAGCCAGCUCUGUUUAACGUCUUGUGUGAAAUCAAAGAAAAAACAGUGCUGAGUAUCCGCGGCGCCCAGGAGGAGGAGCCCCCGGAUCCCCAGCUCAUGCGCCUGGACAACAUGCUGCUGGCCGAGGGCGUAUCCGGUCCGGAGAAAGGUGGAGGCUCGGCAGCGGCGGCAGCUGCAGCGGCGGCCUCAGGAGGAGCUGGGGCUGACAACUCAGCAGAACACUCAGACUACAGAGCCAAACUGACCCAGAUCAGACAGAUCUACCACACAGAGCUGGAGAAGUACGAACAGGCAUGCAACGAGUUCACCACCCACGUGAUGAACCUCCUGCGAGAGCAGUCACGCACACGGCCAAUUUCGCCCAAAGAGAUCGAGCGCAUGGUGAACAUCAUCCACCGCAAGUUCAGCUCCAUUCAGAUGCAGCUCAAGCAGAGCACCUGUGAGGCCGUUAUGAUCCUGCGCUCUCGCUUCCUCGAUGCCAGACGGAAAAGACGAAACUUCAACAAGCAGGCAACAGAGAUCCUGAAUGAGUAUUUCUACUCACACCUCAGUAACCCGUAUCCCAGCGAGGAGGCCAAAGAAGAGCUGGCAAAGAAGUGUGCCAUCACAGUUGCCCAGGUUUCCAACUGGUUUGGGAAUAAGAGAAUCAGAUACAAGAAAAACAUUGGUAAGUUCCAAGAAGAAGCCAACAUGUACGCUGCGAGAACUGCCGUGAAUGCGGCUAAUGCAUCCUCACAUGGAAGCCAAGCAAAUUCACCCUCAACUCCAAACUCUGCAGGUUCUGCUGGCUCUUUUAACAUGUCAAACUCCGGGGACUUGUUCAUGAGCGUGCAGUCUCUCAAUGGGGACUCAUACCAGGGGGCUCAGGUGGGAGCCAACGUGCAGUCACAGGUGGAUACCCUUCGCCAUGUUAUCAGUCAGACAGGCGGGUACAGUGAAGGACUCACAGCCAACCAGAUGUACAGUCCGCAGGGCAUCAAUGCAAACGGUGGCUGGCAGGAUGCUCCGACCCCCUCAUCAGUGACUUCACCCACAGAAGGACCCGGAAGCGUUCACUCUGACACCUCCAACUGAUCUUCCACCACCCCCCCCUCACUCCUCCAUUUCCUCUGCUUCCCUGACUUCCUCCACCACUGCAAUCCCCGUCAACAUCUCCAAAAACUUAAACUCAAACCCCAUCAGGAGUGGAUGUGACGUACUGUCUGUAGUCACAGCGGGACACAGUUGGGGUCUGGGAUGACAUUUUCCCCGUAACGGACGACUAUUUCACUUUUCCUAUCUGGACCAUGGCAGCAGCACUGCAAAGGGGACUCAUAUCCACACUUCACAGUUUGUACAGUUUCCACUUGAUGUCCAUGUUGCCUCUUUGUAUUUUCUCUUACAUUAUAUAUUCACACAGUAGGCACAGAGUUAGCAGCAUAAAGCCCCACGUCUUGUAAAUUGAGAUGCUUUCACACUACCUCUAUUCGAAAAAUAACAACAGAGAAAACAUUUCAAAUGCUUUGGUUUUACAAUUUUUUAUAAUUAUUGGGAUUCUACUGUACACCUCACCAUGCCCUGUCAUCACACCUCUGUCUUUGUUACUGUAUUCAAACAUUUUCUUUAUCUAUUGUGCCAAAGUUCAACCCUGGAGGUGAAUUUUGAUAAUAUUGCAUUACUUGUUUUUGUGUCUUGUCCUUUCAUUUUUCAUGCCAUCAUUUUGUGAAGUAAAAUUAUGUUAAUCCAGUCAUUUUAGUCAGGUAACAUUCAAAUACUCAUACUCGAAUUUCUACCACAAACAGUGACAUAUAAGGCUUUUUAUAUUGUAUUGCCAGAUAAGUACGUUUCCUGCUCAUAUGCAGAUCAGUGAUGCAAAGAAUGCAGUUUUUACACAAGCAAUCAUCAAAACGAACGGGAAGAGAGUUGAAGUUCUGUCAUGCAUGUUGGCUGCAUCCACAAUAUUCAAAGACAAAUUGACUUGAAACACUGAAUCCAUGACAUCAUUAGCAGCAUUUACAGCACGUCAAUAAGUAUUAAAGCACAAUAACACCUAAUGAUUCAACUCAAAGGGUAACAUUUGUAAAUGUCAGUGAAACAAUACAGAGGAAAUAUUAAGAUUUAACUAUAGUAGUCAUGUUUGGUAGAAAGAAUUUUCACACUGUGGUCAAUAUAGCCAAAUACUGCUGGUAACCAAAUCCAACACAAAAACUGCAAUGUUUAAUUUCAAGCUACAGUAUUAAGUUGAUGGGUUUAGCACUUCAAUGUGUUUUCAUAACUCACCUUUAUUCAUGGAUUAAUAUUUGGGUCAUAAUCCUUAAAACACAGCAAAUUGAAUUUAUCUUAACAUAAUGAGAUUUUUUCUAAAAACAUCCUUUGUAUUCAAUACAUUUUAUGGAUUUUGGCCCUGAUAUGACUCCAUACACAUUCAGCUGAAAAAACUCAAGGUUAUUUUUUUUUUGUUGUUGCUGAAAUUAGUGGGAAUAAUUUGAUGUUCUUUUUUGUUUUAUUUUAUACUAUCACUUAAAACAUGACAUCCAUCAACACAAACCAAUCCAAAAUGUGAAAUGAAAUUUGUUGUAUGUACAGUAUAGUGUGUGAUCUAACAUGUACCCAUGAUUACAUCACUCCUCAUGAGAUAUCUGCGUCUGCAUUCUUUAAUACCAAAUAAGACAAAAUUUGUAUCCUCUUCAUUGGGAUCAGCUUUACUGACAUGUUUUUUUCCUCUUUGGUAGGAUUUUAUCAACUUCUGUACUAGUGAGCAUCCCUUAAUGUUCCAGUGCUCUGUAUUCUAAUCCCAAAAAUGCAGUUAGAAUACAGGCGUGUUUAUAUAAAUUAAGAUGGAAACAAAUACUCUGAUGGCACACAAAUCCAGAUACUGUUUGGAUAUAUUUUUAUGUCUCCAUAUUGUGAAUAACUCAUGCUGUUUUAGUUUUUAUUUGAUAUUAUGUUGCUUUGCUACUUUGGACAUUGUUUCUUAUUUUAUGCUACCAUUGUAUGUGAAUUAGCCCAAGAAUGCUAUAUAUACAGUAUGUAGAUAUGCACCUUUACUCUUUCUUUUCUUGAUUUGGACAGUAUACAUUUUAGCACAGCAUAAUAGAGUUCCUGUCAGAUUGAAGGUUGAAUCUGUGUAAUCAUUUCGUAAUCACAUCCAAACAAGCCUGCAUCCAAGAUGGCUGCUGUCCUGAAGAAGGUGACAUGAAAAGUUAGUGUUAACACGGCCCUUUGUCUUUGUCUAACAGUCAGUCAGAGAGAACAAAAUUAAGUCCCUGUUCCAAACCAGUCAAGAUACAGCCUGAAAGCUACAGAGGUAUUUUUGAACAGUUGUGAGUGUGUUUGUAUUUAUUACACAUGUAUGAAAUCAUGGAUGUUUUAUAGCUACUUUCUGUAAGACCCCAGCAUAACUACACAAAACAAACCCAUUUGGAUCAUUCAGAACGGCUUCCCCUCGCCCCCCCUGCUCAGUAUUACAGUCGCGGGGCCGAGCGCCAUUGAAGUGAUACACAGAACCUGCCUCAGUCGCGUCUUCUGAAGUCAUUGGAGUGAACUGACAGCACCGGCCAUGCAAGGCAAACACAAGGAUUGUUUCUGCACCCCUUCAAAAAAAGGCUUAACUCUACUUUUCACAUUGCCUGUCAAAUAUUAUCGAAGCUUCAUGUAAUGACGCUUUUUAGUUUUUGAAUAUAAAAGGAAAAGAGACAUGAAAAGAAAAAUGAACAAUUUGUAAAACAUGAAAUGUUUUAUUUGUUGCAUGUCUUUUUGUUCUUCAAUAAAAUAACGUACUGCAGUGUUUUGAAUGUUAACUUCUUUUUUAUAAGGAUUUCAGAGUGAAAUCGUGGAGCCUUUUUCUUGACAGGUUUUAACUUUUAAGAUCUCUGCGUAUGUACAAAGGUAUCAAAUGGAAAACUAUUGUCUUUUUAAUUCCAAUUCAAAACCUGUUUUCUGUGGAGAAAAAAUAGCUGAAAGGUGUAGGUUUUUUGGUCUCUUAAUUUGUACUGGCAAUGCGUAUCCCAAAUAAAUAGUUUCUUUUGUUGAAUAAA